AUGGCACCUCCAAUCCCAAUCCCAAGCCCCCCACCCCCCGUCAUCCUCUUCGGCUACGACUCCUCCCCCUUCACCCAAAAAGUCUGCCUCGCGCUCCGCCUCAAGCAGAUCCCCUACACCUUCGUCCUCGUUCCCAGCAUGAUGCCCCGCCCCGUCCUCUCCGAGUCCUUCCACCUCCUGUACCGCAAGAUCCCCGUGCUGGCCCUCGGCCGCGACCUCUACUGCGAUACCUCGCUGAUCCUCGAGGCGCUGGAACACGCCUUCCCAACCCCGGGGCAUCCGUCGCUGUAUCCGCUCGCGAAGGAUGGGAGGGAUUACAGGCCGCUGAUGCGCGGGUUUGCGAGUUACUGGACGGACAGGCCGCUGUUCCGCGUCACGACGGGGUUGAUCCCGAGUAGUGUCUGGCGCACGGCCUUUGGCGUCGACAGGGCGGAGCUGAUCGGGCAUACGCUUGAUCCGGGGAAGUUGGAGAAGAAGGUCCCGGCGAAUCUCGUAAACCUGGAUAUGCAUCUUGCGAUGCUGGAGCCGCUUUUCAGUGGCGCCGCGAAGGAGGCGAAAGGUGGGAAGCGGGGCUGGGUGUUCGCGACGGAGAGACCGAGCGCGGCGGAUAUCGCGCUGUAUUACCAGCUGGACUGGGGCAGGGAUAUCGCGGCGGGGAGGGGGAUUAACAGCCUCACAGGCGGCGGGACGCAGGAUACGAACGCGGAGGGGACGGCCGCUGUGUUCAAUAGCGAACGGUACCCGGCGCUGUGCGCGUGGUUUGACCGAUUUCGGGACUUCGUUGCUGCGCUACCUUCCAUGGAGAAGCGGACGACGGAUUCGGGGGAGGCAGUCGCGGCUAUAAAAGCAGCCAGUCUCAAUACGCUCGACGGCGUGCUUGUCCCCACACCCGCACCAGCACACAUCCAGCUGGACGGGAGGAACGGGUUGUUGCCUGGUGUUGAGGUUGCGGUCGCGCCGGAUGACACCGGACGUGCUGAUCCAACAUAUGGCACGCUGCUCGCGCUGACCCCGGAGGAGGUCGUGAUCAAGCCGCAGCGGCUGGGGAGUGUGCCGCCUAUUGACGUGCGAGUGCACUUUCCGAGGCUCGGAUUCACGGUUCGGCCGCAGCAGGCGGCGAAACUAUAG
Messenger RNA from Coniosporium apollinis CBS 100218, 1128 nucleotides. RefSeq lists its product as uncharacterized. NCBI's taxonomy places the organism in Eukaryota, Fungi, Ascomycota, Dothideomycetes. Bases 1 to 1128 code for a protein of 375 amino acids. The transcript is spliced from 2 exons. The record is from RefSeq and is a predicted model, not a curated record.